Molecule: messenger RNA, 1508 nt
Organism: Guyanagaster necrorhizus
Lineage: Eukaryota; Fungi; Basidiomycota; Agaricomycetes; Agaricales; Physalacriaceae
Exons: 3
Coding region: 244-1407 (387 amino acids)
Source: RefSeq, a predicted model, not a curated record
CAGACGUCCCUACUAGGUAGUAUGGGCCUGCUCUUUAGCCGAACUAGCCAAGGGUUACCCUGGUACCUUUCUAUUCCAAUCACUCUUUUUGAGCAGUCUGACCGUCGGGGAGUCGGACCGCAAAUGCCAUUGUUCUUUCACCGUAUCUCUUUCGGGACACCAUUGUCUGUUUGCCACUCCUUUGCUUGAAAGGUCAUCUCUAGGUUCUCUCCGACCGCAUCCUCUGCCUUCUCCAUAGCAUCCAUGAGUCUGUCAGUGUUCCGUGAUUUCCUAUACUUUGGCGAGCGACAACGCUUUUCGUGUCAAGAUCUGUACAAUCGCAUCAUAACCUCCCCAAAUAUCCAACAUGCCCUUCAUAUUCCUUCUUACUCACACAUUCCUCACGCCAAUGAGCAACAUAAUGAAAUCUACAUCGAGGAUCACAACUCGAUGACCCUCCGGUCCGACCCAUAUUUUCCUCUACUCUUAAGCCGCCUCAAAGAUGAGCGUGUUCCCAUAAAUGCUAUGGAUAUUCAGGGCUUAAAUUGGUUCAAUUUCCCGAAUCCCUCAGCGUUCCGCUCAGCCCUUAUAUCCUUUCCCCACAUUUGCGUGCUGUGUCUGGGAUCAAUCACGUGCUCCAGAAACGACAUGAGAUGUCUCGUAGCCUCGCUCCCCAAGCUCAUUCGCCUCAAUUUGAAGGGCUGCAAGUUACAGGAGUGGGAUGGCACGGUGGCUGCGACCAUCCCUCGAGGACCCACGUUAGAAUCCUUCUCCAUUGAGGUCGUCGACGGCGACUAUGACGCGUGGGACCUUUUUACCAGUCCAGAGUCACCCGCCUCCUUGAAGGCAUUGAAAAGGAUCAUGAUCGAAGGAGACGGAGCCAGAGUCGUAAACGACAGAACCAUCGUCGAUCGAAUCCAAGCAUUGCUGGAUCUUCCGGAAUUUACCCUCGAGGAUUUUGACAUUGCAUAUAUUAAUUUAGAUGAAGGGCUCCAACCUCUCCAUAUCGAGGACGUGCAGGAGAUCAGCAUCACCAUAACCCUGAGCGACGAUUUCGACCAGAUGAAUCGCUGCGUCCAGUGGUGGACGACAACGUUUCUUGCCCUCCCGUCCCAGAAUAUGCUUAGUUUCAUCACCGUUGAGAUCACGGUAGACCAGCACAGGGUGCAGGGUGGUUCGAUCCCGCCAUGUGAUACGCAUUUCUGGAAGGCCCUCGACAAGGCCUUGUGUCGCCCGGAGAUAAAUCUAGAUGGUUUGCAUUUCUGGGUACAUGCGAAGCCGUCUCCCAAUUAUAUUCCUACGUAUGACUAUAGGGGAGUUAUGCACUGGCUUUACAGGUAUUGCCUUCCAAGGUGCGCAGCCAAGUACGAAUCUAAUUUCGAGUUGCAUGAUGAAUAUGACGAACUCGUCGAUUUACUUCAUAUCUAGUAUUUGACACAUUCGAUACAAUUUGUUUCCCUAUAGAUAUGGAGGAAACUCGUGUCCUGUAGAAGUUUAUCUCUUUCCUGAAGCCUGAGGCCUGAUCCGAG